ACACUAUUGUGACGCAUCGAUCGAGAAGGAACUGUCAUAUUUUCUCAGCAGCCACACGAAGUGAAGAAAAUAUUGCUGCUAAUUCUUGGUCGUAAAAAACUUAAUAAACGCUAUUUCUAAAAGUUUAAUGUAUUGUAAGUAGAUUCUACUACUUGGUAGAAAUCUUAAGCAACCAAUACGGUUCGGACAAAUUCAAUUUAUUGGUGUUAGCUAGCCAGGUAAAAACCACUCCCAACAGCACAGGAGUGGGCACGCCAAAAGGGAAACAGCGAAAUUUAACAUAUCGACAUUUUCCAUCGCAAUCAUUUAAAUAACAUGAACAGUUUUGCAAAUCAUUGUAUUAUUAUGAAUUUAAUUUAGUAUUACAGGUACCGGUAUUCCUACGUUAAUUACGUGAAUAUCCUUAAUAUGUGCAAUUGUACAUAUGAAGGCCAAAUUUAACCUUAACGCGGUUCUUUUCGUUUCGUACAAAAUUUGAUUGUUUCGUUUAAAGUGCAAAUUUGGAUAAUUAGAAAAAUUGUGUCUACAAAAUGAAUACGAAUUAUAUUUCGCGUGCUUUGUGUUUCCACGGCCAACCCAUGCAAAAAAUUUGGGAUGACGAACGCGGUGCAGGAGACAUACAACGCUGCGGUGUACCCGCUCAUCCUGACUACUCCAUCUACCAGGAAAGGCAGAAACAUUUUACAUUUCAAGAUCGCGCUAAGCGUUUAAAGUUGCAUCAAUUUUUUGCACGUAAAGCGACAGAUUUAUACGAUUCAGAGCUGACCAGUACGGUUGUGGAACCAAAUAAAAUUAUUGAAAAUGAACAAUAUAUAGCUUCGCUACCACCGUACGAACUCUUCGUCAACAGGAAUAAGGAUAAACAAAAACGUUGUCGUUGUAUAUUGAAAAACAUUAAUUCAGGUGAUAUUAUAUAUUGCAUGGCGACAAAGCCUACCACUAAUAUGGUCAAACCUCUCUGCACGGGCGAGCCUAUGGUACGCUACUUGAAUGACCUACCAAUCAAGGCUUACUUAACGAAAAGCGAAUUGGAUGGUAAUGGUAAACCGCGAGUUUUCAAUAAAAACGACAUAGUUCGUUGUGAAGUAUUGGAAAUAUCUGUAGAUGCCGAACGCAUUUACUUAACUCUGGAAAGCAUGAAUGAAAAAAAUAAAAAUAUCACACUUGGUGUUAUAACGUAUGAAGAGCUGCCAAAAUACUAUCGCAAUAUUGAUGAAAAUAAGUUGGAAAAAUUUGAGGAUUAUAUGCUUAAAUCCAAGGAAUUCUUGAAUCCGAAUUAUGAUAUGCUUUAUGAAAUCAACGGCUUAGAUGUGAAUGAAACCUACACUUUCAUGACUUCAUUAAAACAUCAAUUUCCGCGAGACGAAUAUGCCAAGGAAUUGCGUCGCACCCAAGCGAGCAAAUGGGCUUUCCACUCGGUUGCCGAAGGCAUUGAACAUUUCAAGAAUGGAAAUCACGUUGAAGCUUUUCAAUGCCUUAACAAAGCGCUCACCAUAGAUCCGCGCAAUGUAGAAGGUUUAGUUGCGCGCGGUGCACUUUACGCCAACAAGGGCUCAUUUUUGAAAGCCGUAGAUGAUUUCGAAAAAGCACUUAAACUUAAUACUUAUCAUGUAAAUGCGCGUAAAUAUAUGGGCGAAACUCUGGUGGCGCUUGGGCGUCGCUAUGAGGAUGAAAAUCGCAUAAAAGAUGCAACUAAAGCAUACCAAGAUUGUUUAAAUAUUAUACCGAAUCACGAGCAAGCGCGCUUAUCGCUCGAAGCAAUUCAACAGCGCACCGGUAGUCAAUAUAUUGAGAAUUUAACACAACUACAAGGUGAAGAAGAAGACACUUUAGAAAGGGAAAAAAUGUCAGUACCAAAUUCAUCAAGUGACGAUGGCUCAACGUCCAGUGAUAGCGGUUCAGAAACUGAGCACACAGAUAACGAGGAUAAUGGAAAGGAAUGCUCAAUGUCACCGCUUAGUAAGCGCAUGGCUUUGCAUGUGGCCAGCUUACAGAAAGAGGAGCAGUCAAAGAAACAACUGAAUCAACCAUUUUACAUGACAGCAUAUAAUCUACCGCCUGACAUACCAGACGAAACGAAUAUUAAUGAAUUUCGGCUGGAUGACGACGAUACCGGUUCACGCGUGCGCAAAUUAUUGCAGGAAGCAUCGAAACACAAAAAGGAAAAAAAGAAAAUUAAAAAGAAAAAGAGCAAAAAGACGAAAAAAGUUAGUCGCAAAGAAAAAAAUGCUACCAAUAUAUUGAACAAAAUUAAUUUCCAGGAAGCUUACAAAGCAAUCAGCAGCAUGAACAUCGAAAAUAAGCUUACUGAAAAUUUGCAAAAGUAUGAAAAAACUAUCGCUGACAUUAAGAAACGACAGCACGAGUUGGUACAAUCCAUAGAAGCUGGUAUGACCGAACGCAAACGUUCUGUAACACCGCCUCGUGCACCCUCAAUGCGUUUGCCAAAACACUCAACAUCGAACUAUCCCGCUACUUCAUCCUAUUAUGCGUCUUAUCCGAGUACUUCGGCCGCCGCCGCUGCUGCUGCUGCUGCAUCGUCAUCAAAUGAACGCACAAAAUUUUCAUUUCAAAUCAAACGACCCGUUAAAGUGGAUAAAUUUGGAUUGUUACGCGUUGCAACACCAUUGGCGCAACGAAGUCCUUCACCGCGUUCCCGUUCACGCACACGUACACCAUCACGAGAACGUCGUCGAUACAGCCGAAGUCGCAGCCGCAGUCGUAACCGCAGCCGUUAUCGUUCACGUUCGUGCGAUCGUUGGAGUCGUCGACGUUCCCGCUCUUACUCCAUUACGCAUAGUGGCGGGCGACGACGCGGGUCACGUAGCAGACGCUCUUCGCGCACCUGUUCACCAUAUCGCCGUUCACGCUCCCGUACGCCACGUCGCACACGUUCGCGUUCACGUUCACACUCGCGUUCGCGCACUGUGCGCAGAGGACGUGAAUCGUCUUACGGUAGACGCGAUUAUCCGCGAAUUGUUAGUAGAGGUAUUAGACCCUCACCACCAACACGUCAUGUUAACCCCAAGCCAGGUAAGUCAUGGCCAAGGCGUGGCGGAAGUGGAGCAACGCGCGGUGGUGCAUUUGGAAAUCGUGUAUGGCGACGCGAAGAUGCAGUCGAAGGCCGAGAGUCGAAUGGACGUUGGCUACACGACAAAUAUGAGGGAAGUAGUGAAACAAGCAAAGUCGAUGAUGGGCCAUCAAUAGAGGAAAUCGAUGAAAUUAUCAAUAGGGCACAAAAGGAGCGUAAACAGGAAAUCAUACAACGCGAUAAGGAUAUAUUAAAGAAGCCGACUGGGGGACAGUUUUAAGCUUGUGUUAUAAUAUAAAUGUAAACCUAAAUAAAGAUAUAUAUAUACAUACAUAAAUACAUAGGAACAUAUGUAUGUAAAAUGCAUGCUCAUAAUUUCCUAUCACACAAUUAGCUUAAUGUUCCCACGCGUUCCUUUUAUUUUCUUAUUUCAUACAAUAUUUUAUCAUAUAAAAGUCUUGUGGAAUAGAGCGGAAUAAAAUAAAGUUUAAAUUAAACAUAAUAUCAAUACAAUUGUGGCGUAUUUUUUUAAUUAAGAAUUUAUAAUACUUAAAAAUAGACAUUUUAGUCUUCAAAACGAUUAAGUACGAUAAAUGUUAAAUAUAGAUUAAUUUAGCUUAAAACUCUUAUGGGAGUGCUUGAAAUCACGGAGAUUUCUUCCUUUGAAGAUACAGAUCCGAGGAUUUAACUGGUUGUUUGUCAUCGUGCCGAGCAAGUGCUCUGGCAUCUAAUAAGUGAGAAUUAUAAAAACUUCUGUCGAAAAUUUAAUACAGAUAGCACCUAAUUUUAUAGUGGUCUGUAUGAAUUCUCAUUUAGUAGUUCUAUUUUUAAAUAGGGAUGUGGGUGCCACUCAAUCUCUUCAACCAUGGAUAAUUUGGACAUCUUAUAGACAGAAUUCACAUAAAUAUAUGAAUAUCGUUUUCCAUAAUUAAUAAUAAUAAUAUUUGCAAUAGCUACUAUUUAUGUAACUAAUUUAAUGCCAUUAAAAUUUGUUUUCCCAAUGAGCAAAAAUAACAAAGUGCUAAAAAUGGCAUAUUCUAACCACACGUUUGCUAGUGUGUGUGCUAAUUAAAAUCAACAGCUAGCUAAUUAGUUCUAAAAUGAAAUAUGGAAAAAAGCGUGCCGAUUUAUUAAAUAAAUAUUUUGUUUUUGAUGCAUUUCAAUGUGAUUUAUCGAAAGAAAACAAAUAAUUAUUGUUUGUUGACGUUGGUCUUCGGUUGCCAUUAUUAUCGUAACAUAUAGCAAAAUAUUUGCUCAAAUGGUUAUUGUGAUAGUUAAAAAUGCAUUAUGGGAUAUCGCUGAAGCUAUGGACUUAUUGAUUUGGACCGGGGACAUUCAAGAAAAAUAAAUUCGCUCCAUAUUAGCUGGAACAACUAUUCGGUGUCUUUUUCAAGAUUUGCCGCAUGAUGAAGAAUCUUGGAAAAGACCCGCGAAAAGAGGAUCGACACACACCAUAUCUUUGUCGAUUUUAAAGCAAUUUUCGACAGCAAGAAAAGGAGUUGCCUUUAUGCCGCUUUGUCUGAAUUUGGUAUCCCUACAAAACUAACACGACUAUGUAGGCUGACGUUGAGCAACACCAAAAGCUCCGUCAGGAUCGGGAAGCCGUUCAAUACCAAACGAGGUUUCAGACAGGAUGACUCAUUGGAAACAUUGAUUUUUCCAGACUGAAUUGGGAAGCGAAGCGAAGCGAAUGGGUCUGGAGGUGAAUGAGGACAAGACGAAAUAUCUCCUGUCAGCGCAUUCGCGUAUCUUGGAACCAGUAUUAACAGCAAUAACAAUGUCAGCCUGGAAAUCCAACGCAGAAUCACUCUUGCCAACUGGCGCUACUUUGGGCUGAGUAAGCAAUUGAAAAGUAAAGUCCUCUCUCGACGAACAAAAACCAAACUCUACAAGUCCCUCAUCGUCCCGUCCUACUUUAUGGUGCAGAAGCGUGGACGAUGUCAACUUCCGAUGAGAUGGCACUAGGAGUUUUCGAAAGGAAGGUUUUGCGGAAGAUUUAUGGUCCCUUAAACAUUGGCAACGGCGAAUACCGCAGACGAUGGAAUGAUGAGCUGUAUGUGUUAUUCGAUGACAUAGACAUAGUUCAGCGAAUAAAGAGACAGCGGCUACUCUGGCUAGAUCAUGUUGUUCGAAUGAACGAUAGUGAUCCAGCUCUGAAAGUGUUCGAUGCAGUAACCGCUGGUGAAAGCCGAGGAAGAGGGAGACCUCCACUCCGUUGGAAAGACCAGGUGGAGAAGGACCUGGCUUCACUUGGUAUUACCAAAUGGCGCCAAACUGCCAAAAGGAGAAAUGCGUGGAGCGCUGUUGUGGACUCGGCUAUAUCCGUAAGCGGUGCCUACGCCAGCCAAGAAGAACUAUUUGAAGUCUACUCUUUUCUUUAGAAUCCCAUUUAGCCAUAAGGGUUCCUCGACUUACACAAAUUAUUAAGAAGAAGUUGAAAAUAUCUAUGUGAACACUUUUUUGGACCAUAACACAACUAUAUAACAAUCAUUACAAUCGUAACCACCGCAGUCGAGUACGCGAUACCGGAACGGAGUCGGAUUUUUGUGCGGCCAAAGACUGUCAACUCCAACAACCAUAACAAAGGUAUCGAUAUAAACAAAUUAGAGAUACCGGACUUAUUGUAACUGCUUUCUUGAUGGAGAGCCGUUAUAUAGCAUUUGUCUUUUUGUCAAGUUCAUUUCAAGGUUGUAGAAGUUUUAAGAAGCUCCUGAAAGUCAGAUCAAACAGCCGAUAGAAAUUCUCGAAUCUUACGAAAGCAAAAUGCCAAUGAAAGAUAUCAGAAUAUAAUCGUUUAUUAAAUAAAAUAAAACUCGUUUUUUUAAUAAAUACCUUUUAAAUUCCAUAACUAACGUUUAUUUACUUUCCACUAAAGUUUAACAGUGCACAAGUUUGACAUUUAUUUCCAACCGGAAGCCGCUUAUUGUA
This is a messenger RNA of Zeugodacus cucurbitae (melon fly), 5959 nucleotides long. Its product is annotated as tetratricopeptide repeat protein 14 homolog. Bases 531 to 3311 code for a protein of 926 amino acids. The record is from RefSeq and is a predicted model, not a curated record. Gene Ontology annotation, molecular function: protein binding. Lineage: Eukaryota; Metazoa; Arthropoda; Insecta; Diptera; Tephritidae. The transcript is spliced from 9 exons.